CCCCUUGUCCCAAACGCCUCCAUUGGGCUGGAGGGACCGCUACAAUAAACACACCGAAGAAGACCACGUCGCAGUUAUCCACCACCAACUUUUUUCCUCCCCUCUUAUUCUAAUUUACUUUUGCCAACAAAGAAACCCCCCAAAAACAAUAAGGACGAAAAAACAGUUGGAGUCGAAGUCGCGUCGGCAGUGAGUUUGCGACUUUCCCCCCCUUUUUUUCCCCCUUCUUCUCUCCUGUGGAAAGUAGCGUUCGUGCGGUCCAGGAGCCUCUCGAGGCUUCCUGCUCCUCCGCGCCCGAAGCGGUUCCGAGGAGCAUAGCGACAUGUGGAGUAAGAGCCGCUCGCCGUGAUUCCCCACGCGUCCCACGAGCCGAAGAGGAGUUUCUGCAGCGCGGCAUGUAGCGCGAGAGACAGAGGCACCUGUACAUCGUCUUUUUCCUCAUCGUCCUCCUCCCCCCCUCCGGACAUCUUUGGGAAUGGGCCAGAGCCUUGCCAGGGUGCAGCUUUCCACCCGGUGGUGCGGCGGCUGGCGUCGUGCGAGAGCGAGGAGGGCAACGGCCACGUCGUAGAGCCGGCCCACCAACCUCCCUCCCGAGUGGCCCCUUUCAACCCUUUUGACUGCGCCGUGACCUCCUGCCAGCCAUGCCUUUCCGGCUGAUAAUGCGGCGCACCCGCCGCUACAACGUCCUGAGCAAGAACUACUUUGUGACGCGGAUUCGCCUGCUGGACAGCAAUGUGAUUGAGUGCACUCUGUCCGUGGAGGCCACGGGGCAGGAAUGCCUGGAGGCGGUGGCCCAGAGGCUGGAGCUGCGGGAGACCCAUUACUUCGGGCUGUGGUUCCAGGGGAAGACCCAGGCCCCGCCACGUCGCUGGGUGGAGCUGGAGAAACCCCUCAAGAAGCAGCUGGACAAGUUUGGCAACGAGCCGCUGCUCUUUUUCGGAGUCAUGUUCUACGUGCCCAGUGUUUCCCGGCUGGAGCAGGAAGCCACCAGAAACAAGGGAAUGCUGCCGUCUGCGGAUAAAUGCUGCUGGUAUCAGUAUUACCUGCAGGUGAAGAAGGAGGUGUUGGAUGGACGUCUCCACUGCACAGUGGAGCAGGGGAUCAGACUAGCCGGCCUGGCGGUGCAAGCUGACUUUGGAGACUUUACUCAAUUCAUGUCGCAGGACUUCCUGCGGGAGUAUGUGCUCUUCCCAGUGAACUGGCCCAAUGGAGACGAGGUGCUCGAGGAGUGGACCCAGAAAGUCGCCGAGGAGCACAAGAGUCACUGUCGAAUGCAGACCGCCGAGGCCGAGCUGCUGUACAUCAAGGAGGUGGAAAAACUGGACGGCUUCGGGCAGGAGAGCUUUCCUGCAAAGGACAACUACACCAACGAUAUUUUCAUCGGUGUGUCCUUCAUCGGGGUGUUUGUCAAACACAGAAACGGCAGAUCCAUCAUGCUCCACAAGUGGAAGGACAUUGGCACGAUAGCGCACAACAAGUCAGCCAUCACAGUGGAGAUAACGAGCAGAGACGACACCAUCAUUUUUCACAUGGAGGAUAUGGAAAUGGCCAAGUACAUUGCUCGUCUUUUCACGGCCAGGCACAAAUUCUACAAACAGAACAAGAUCUGUGCAGAGCCCACUCACUCGCCUGUACCAAUCAGGAGGAGACCCACCUGGACCCACCGCCCAUCUCUGCCGCGGCCCCAGUCCUGUAAUUUCCAGUCAAUGCAUUCCCAGUAUGGAGAGCAUUAUCAGGACACACAGAGCUCCCAAGACAGCAUCUUCCACGAUGACCCCUACUACAAGUCGGAGACGAGUCUGGACCGCUGCCAGGUGGACUUUCCCUUCCGUAACGGCACCGCGCCCAACGGCAGCAUGUACAGCAGCCCCAGCCUGAGCUCGCUCAACCAGUCCCAGACCUUCGUCCCCGCGUCCCCCAUGUCCUCCAGCCUCAGCAUCCCCGGCAGCGAGCUCAUGCGCCCCGACUACAUCCCCAGCCACCGGCACAGCGCCAUCAUUGCUCCGUCCUACCGGCCCACACCCGAGUACGACGCCGUCAUGCGGCAGAAGCGCCGCAUGCCCCCCGCCCACCACGACCUGCACAGCCAAUCGCUGCGCAGUCUGAACAUCAGCAACGCGUGCGCUUACCGCCAGCCUGAGGCUCUGGUGUACAGCCAGCCAGAGAUGAGGGAGAGGGGCCCCUAUCACGGGCUGGGGCCGAGCCCGGGACCUUACGGCAAACAGAUCAGCUACAGUAAGCCAGUGUCGCACGGCCCCCAUCAGGGAGGAGCCGCCGGCAGCCAGGGCCCGUGUCAUUCCCCUUGUGUUAAUGGAGGCGAGGGUGGGGGCGGAGGCGUAGGAAGCUCCAUCUCUCACACGGUCAGCACGCCCGAGCUGGCGAAUACCAAACAGCAGGGGAACAACGCGGGAAGCAGCGCAGCCACGGCGAACAUGCUGAGGAACCACAUGUCGCGGCCUCCUCCACCUUACCCCUCCAGCUCCUUCCGCCCCGCCACCAGCACGCCGGAUCUGGCCAGCCACCGCCUCCGCUGCAUGGGGGGCAGCAGUCCGGAGCUGGUCACCCGCAUGGUGCAGCUGUCGGUCAAGACCUUCCAGCCGGACAGCUCGGCCGUGGUGCACCAGUCCCUCCAGGAGGUGAGCGAACCACUGACUGCGGCCGCUAAGCACCGCUCCACCCUGGCUAAGAGACACAGCAUGGAGGUGAUCAGCAGCAUGAGAGGAGGUGGAGGAGGAGGGCUUGAGGGCAUUGUGAUGAAGAGCAUAAAUCUCGCUCUUCAUCGGAGGAAUACUCUCAGAGAACAUGUAAUGCCCCCUCAGCCCCAGCUCCAGCCUCCACCUCAGCAGCUGCAGGAGUUGCCCAUGCAGAGGAGUUCCAAGAAAUCCCCCGCGUCUUCUGCAUCGCCAGCCGGGGCCUAUCAGCAUCAGAAGACGCUCUCCAACGCUACCAUGCUCAUACACAGUAGUGAGAGUGAAGAAGAGGAAGAGGAAGAGGAGAGACCUGAGCUGGAUGUUCAAAUCCCAGGUCUGAACGAGGACAUCAGCAUCAGCGCUCAGCUCCAGGCCGCUCUGGCCAAGCUGCCUAACAAACCCCCGCCAGAGUACCCUGGUCCCCCCAGACCUGUCGGCAACGUUCAGACCCGCACCCACAGUCACAACCACACUCAACACCACAACCACAACCCGGGGCCGCAGGGCAGCCAGGGGCCGAUGGACCCGAACCAAGCCCUGGGGAGGGCGCACAAGGCCGGGCAGAGCCCGAGUGGCGGCGGGCCUGGAUGUGGCGGCGUUGCAGGUCCCGGAGGGACGCUGACCCGGGGGGACCAGGGUGGGGUGAAUGGGGCGGUUUUAGGUCCAUCCAUAUCUGAGCCGGACCUGACCAGCGUGAAGGAGAGGGUGAGGAAGGAGCCGGUCAAGGAGAGGCCUGUGUCGGAGCUGUACUCCCUACAGGACAGCAUAGUGGAGCGGGAAAUAGCUCAGAGGACGCUGGAGAGGCAGAAGAUGUCCGUGGACUCCAUGAAGAGGCCGCUGAUGAUAGCCGCGCUCAACGGCCUCUACGCGGCCCGAAUGCCCGAAGACGAAGGGGCCAAGGCUUCCACCGACGAACGGUGUAAGACCUUGGAGUUGAAGCUGGAGGAGGAGCGCGUCUUCACCGAGUAUGAGCAGGUGCCCAAGAAGAGGGCCGACUGCGUCGUCACCACGGCGACGCUGCCCGAAAACCUGGAGCGCAACCGCUUCCGCGACGUCGUUCCUUACGAAGAGAACCGGGUCGAGCUCGUGCCGAAUAAAGAGAACAACACGGGCUACAUCAACGCCUCGCAUAUCAAGGUGAUGAUCAGAGGGGAGGAGUGGCACUACAUUGCCACCCAGGGUCCGCUAGCCAGCACCUGUGCCGACUUCUGGCAGAUGGUCUGGGAGCAGGGGGUCAACGUCAUCGCCAUGGUUACUGCUGAGGAGGAGGGCGGCCGAUCCAAGAGUCACCGCUACUGGCCCAAACUCGGCUCCAAGCACAACUCAGCCACCCACGGCAAGUUUAAGGUGACCACCAAGUUCCGCACCGACUCAGGCAACUACGCCACCACGGGGUUAAAGGUCAAACACCUGCUGUCUGGCCAGGAGAGGACCGUCUGGCACCUGCAGUACACCGACUGGCCUGAGCAGGGCUGUCCCGAAUACGUCCAGGGAUUCCUAUCCUACCUGGAGGAGAUCCAGUCCGUAAGGAGACACACCAACUCCAUGCUGGACACCUCAAAGAGCCUCAAUCCUCCCCUGGUGGUUCACUGCAGUGCCGGGGUGGGUCGCACCGGAGUGGUCAUCCUCACCGAGCUCAUGAUAAGCUGCCUGGAACACAACGAGCCCGUGGAGGUUCCCACCAUGUUGUCGGAGCUGAGACAGCAGAGGGUGCUGAUGGUGCAGACCAUUUCCCAGUACACGUUUGUCUACCAGGUCCUCAUUCAGUUCCUCAAGAACUCCCGCCUCAUCUGAGCCCGGUACGCUGACCUUUGUACUUACGUGCCGUUGCGGAAUGACACCAGCCGACGGCAAUGGUCCUUCAAAAGAUUCAUGUUGACUUUCUAUGUGGAUUUACAUCCAAACUCACCUCAAAGGGGGAAAUGAUUUGGUUGGGCCUUUACAAAAAUUGACGACCAUUUCUCCUAAUAUGUGUAUGUAGUCUAUCCCCCCCCCCCGGUUUAAUUCUUGGACAAAAACCAACUGUAUAAUUUUUACCCAUGUAAGCGUGUGUGUAUGUGUGUGUCUUCCUUUGGAUCUCCUAACAAAUACUGUAAGGAUUCAAAUCUGUUUUUAUUUUGGAUCGAUUCCAAACCCGUCACCCUUCUCAUUCAUUAUUUAGCAGUAUGACGCAUGAACAGUAAUUGGCAGCAGUAUUCGUUCUAUUUUACAUACUCUGUAAGAGUUUGCCAAACUAAAGUAUUCAUUAGAUCAAUGUUCCAAAAUGUUACUUACCUCUUCAACACAGUAUUGAUUAAUACAGCAAAAAUGUACAUCGUUUACAUACAUAUUUAUUUCUAUCAGGAUUGCGGCGUUGACGAGCAUGUUCAUCCUUGAAUCUUUUCACCCUUCUUUGAAGGUGUGGUUCAUCUUGAAUAGUGCAGCUCCUCAUGAUCCCAUGCGUCUAAUCACAUGUCUCACCUAAAAGCAUUUCAAAAGUCAAAAGUGUUUCUUCAGUGAAUUUCAUCAUUUGUUAAUGCAUCAUUUCACAGCUUGUAGUCAAUAGAGAAAUGUGUCUUGAUACUGCGGACACUGUCUAAUCUGACUCAUUGUGCCUUACUGACGCGUGCAGCAGGAGAAGCUGAGGGCCCACCUUUUGUUUUGGGUUCUCAAUGGGUUUGGUUUCUCUCGCAUUUAUAUAUAAAUAGGUAUUACAGUGUUUCCCACACUAAUUUGUGGCGGUGCGCCACAGAUUCAACACCGGCCGCCGCUCAUUGUGUUUGGUGUAUUUUUUUUAACGCUAUUUAAAUCACGCAGCGUAUUCGUUCAGCUGCAUUCCCUCUCCCUGCUCUCCCUCCAUCUCUGUCACUCACUCACACACACACACACACACACACACACACACACAGCCCCUCCCCCCCGUGCACACCGCGUCUGUCUCGCAUUUCAUGAAAACGUCCAGCAAAAUCCGUCGCUCUGACAGAAGUUUGCAGACUUUGCGCAAACAGGCUGUAACAACAAGUAGCACUACAGCUAUGGGAGUUGUAUGUAGUGUGAAUUGUGUAGAGUUAUAUCUUGCGAUGUGUGUUUUAGUACGACGUUUGAGUACCGUACCCCCCCCCGGGACGUUGGAUCUGUGGGAAACACUGUAUUACCUCUAAAGAUUAAAUCUUUAAAUUUGUAUUUACUAGUUUGUGUUUUCUUAAAGGAACGGUAAUAUAAUAAUAAGUCUCUUGUUAAGGAUUUGAAUACUGAAGAAUACUGAUGUACAAAAAUAUGCAGCCUUUAAUAUCUGAUCCAAGCCCAAUGAAAAAAUUACAAUCACGUAUUUGCUUUUACGUGUUACCUUAUUCUUUCUUUUUUUUCUGAAUGGUAAUGCGAAGUCCAGAACGACUUUCUACAGAGUAUGUUUUAUAAAGUUCUCUUUUCUUUUGACUUGGUACCCUAAAAAUACCGUAACAUAAUAAACUAUGCAUGCAUUUUUAUAUUUUAUUGUAUAUAUUCUCAAAUAAGUAAAAGCUUUGUGCUCUCUUGACAUACAAGUGUUUUGUUGCACUUCUGUUUUAUUUGUGACAGUAUUUCCUCACACGGCAUUCCACUGUUUAUAUUUAAUUUUCCCCCUCAAUUUUCCCUUUUGGCAAAACUCCCAAAUACCUUUCAGUUUGUGUACAUAUGUUUUGUAUAUGCGUUUUCAGUGCAUCAAGCCUUUUGUUUUUCUGUCCCCAGACAUGUAUGAAGCUGUCAUACUCUCUUCUUGUGUAAUAAAGCCUUAUUUUCUUUAA
Gasterosteus aculeatus aculeatus (three-spined stickleback) is the source of this 6451-nucleotide messenger RNA. RefSeq names its product tyrosine-protein phosphatase non-receptor type 14. Gene Ontology annotation, molecular function: protein tyrosine phosphatase activity. The record is from RefSeq and is a predicted model, not a curated record. Gene Ontology annotation, biological process: protein dephosphorylation; lymphangiogenesis. NCBI's taxonomy places the organism in Eukaryota, Metazoa, Chordata, Actinopteri, Perciformes, Gasterosteidae. Gene Ontology annotation, cellular component: cytoplasm; cytoskeleton.